Molecule: messenger RNA, 1098 nt
Organism: Musca domestica (house fly)
Lineage: Eukaryota; Metazoa; Arthropoda; Insecta; Diptera; Muscidae
Product: high choriolytic enzyme 1-like
Exons: 2
Coding region: 1-1059 (352 amino acids)
Biological process (GO): proteolysis
Molecular function (GO): zinc ion binding; metalloendopeptidase activity
Source: RefSeq, a predicted model, not a curated record
AUGUUUAAACUAAUACCUUUUCUAUUGUCUUUGGUUUUGGUAGUCAGUUAUAUAAAAGCUAGUCCCAUAUUACCUCAAUUAGAUGAGGAUGAAGACACUGUGGAAAUUUCGGCCAAUACUUUGGACCUACCGCCUCCUCAGCAGAACUCAAAGGAUGUAAUUGAUUUGAGUUUUUAUGGAAUGGCAAUGUUCGGAAAACCAGAUCAUAAGGAUACAGCUGAGCUGGUGGCCAAUUAUAAAACUGCGAAUGCUACAGUAAAUCCCGAAGAGUUGGGUUCAUAUUUGGAGGGUGAUAUUCUUGUGCCCACCGAUGGAGUAACAACCAAAAAUGGUUUGACCACACAAAGUUCACGCUGGCCAAACGCCGUUGUACCAUAUGAAAUCCGAGGUAAUUUCAAUGCUCAAGAUAUGGCGAUCAUAGAACAUGCCAUUGCUGAAUAUCAUCGCCGUACGUGUAUACGAUUUGUUCGACGCACCUCGGAACAGGAUUACAUAUCUAUUGUGAGUGGUAAUUCCGGUUGUUGGUCUUCGGUGGGACGUGUUGGUGGUAAACAGGAAGUUAAUUUGCAAUCACCUGGAUGUUUGACUAAACCAGGGACGACCAUGCACGAAUUAAUGCAUGCCUUGGGAUUUUUGCAUGAACAGAAUCGUGAAGAACGCGAUGCAUUUGUAUCGAUACAAUAUGAAAACAUCCAACCAAGUGCUGCAUCGAAUUUCGAAAGAGCUAGUCACACAAUGGCUUUUGGUGUUCCCUACGAUUAUGGCAGUGUUAUGCAUUAUUCAUCAAAUGCUUUCUCCACGAAUGGUCAACCCACAAUAAUAGCAACGAAACCCAUGGGUGGAGCAAAAAUGGGCCAACGUGAUGGAUUUUCUGAUAUGGAUAUUGAAAAACUUAAUCGCAUGUAUGACUGCCCGUCCUCCUCUGGCUCAGUUGCGGCUGGAACAGGUGGUGGCCAAGCUUCCACUGCUGGUAAUGCAGCCAUCGAUAAUGCCCUAAUCAAUAGCUUUGUAAGUGGCAUUAUGACCGGUUUGGGCUUCGGAGAUAAUUCAGUGGUUUGAGUCAGUGCGAAAUAUGAAAACAAAAAAAUUAAAGACCUG